UUGAAGCCCCGACAUCCCAAUCUAAUUUCAUUGGACUAAACAGCUUCUCCAGGGCUAUUUUAGCUUUCUAGUCAUCCGGGUACCUGCCAAGCCUUACCUGCGUCACAAGUUAACAACUUAACAACAAUCCUGAGGGACGUGCUCUACCGGCUACAUAGGUACAUAGGUACAUACUACCAUAUCUUAUCGAUAAGGAAUCUUCAGACUUUUUCAGUACUUCGUACCGCCAAAGUACCUAGUACCGUCGAUGAAGGAGCGCCAAUCUAUUGAAAUCAUUAAAAUAAAAAGAAAUAAAAUAAAAUCUAUGUCGAACAUCACCGGGACCACAUGUCUACGCAUGUUAGGCAUUCUCAAAUCCGAGCUGCCCAUAGGGUCAUCUCUACCCAAUGGAAGGCCCGCAUCCUACAGCGCCGCUACUUUCAACUAAAUUCGAAUGGCUCUUCGACCGGAAACGAAAUACCCAUCAAAGGUGACGAUGCGCAUGCGAUCCGUCUAGCAGUCAAGGACAAUAUUGCUGCCGCAGGCUUUCCGACCACAUGCGCAUCCAACAUCCUCGCCGGCAACCAUAUCCCCUUCGAUGCUACCAUCGUCAGUCAACUGACGCAGCGGGGCGCCGUGGUAACGGAGAAGACGGGCAUGGAUGAGUUCGGCAUGGGCACCCACUCCACCACUUCCGCAUUCGGUCCCGUUCAUAAUGUAUGCGGACUAGAAAAAUACUCUGCGGGAGGGAGUUCAGGAGGCAGCGCAGUCGCCAUCAGGAAAGGAGAAGCCGAACUAGCGUUGGGCACCGAUACGGGAGGAUCUGUCCGCAUGCCCGCCGCCUACACCGGCACCGUAGGGUUUAAGCCGUCAUACGGCAUGCUAUCCCGCUGGGGUGUGGUCCCUUACGCAAACUCGCUAGAUACAGUCGGCCUACUUGCCAAGACGGUGGCACCUAUCGGCGAGGCCAUCGUAGGACAAGGUCUAUACCUAGAGCACGAUCCUAAUGAUCCCACUUCUCUCCCUUCUCACGUCCGUGGGCGAUGUACCGCCGAGAGGCAGGGGUAUGAUUCGUGGAAGCCAACGCAAGAGCAUUCUAUACGGGGGGUGACCUUUGGAAUUCCCACAGAGUACAAUAUCGAAGAACUCGACGCACGUAUACGGCAAGGAUGGCUGACAGCAGCCCAGAAGAUUGAAGAGCUGGGCGGACGCGUGGUCCCCGUUUCACUACCCUCCACGAAAAAUGCCCUGUCGGCAUAUUACGUGAUCGCUCCCGCCGAGGCUGCAUCCAACCUCUCCAAGUACGACGGCGUACGCUAUGGGCAGCGCAAUGCCGAGCAAAUCAGCGAUUCUUUCGAAGGCAUCUUGUACGCGAAGACGAGAGAAACUGGUUUUGGAAACGAAGUGAAACGUCGUAUUCUACUAGGCUCGUACACCCUCAGCUCCGAGGCUAUGGACAACUACUUUAUACAAGCUCAGAAAGUCCGCCGACUCGUCAAGAGGGACUUCGACCGCGUCUUUAAGUUAUCGAAUCCGCUCGAAGACCAGCAAGCUUUCGAUCUAAGCGACAUGGAGGAUACGGUACAACUAGAGAACAAACUAGGCCCCGUACAGGUCGAUUUUCUCCUCUGUCCCACCGCACCGACGACCCCCCCUUUGCUUGAGGACGUUAUGAAACAGACGCCUCUAGAUUCCUAUAUGAAUGAUGUCUUCACCGUUCCGGCUAGUCUAGCCGGACUUCCCGCGAUCAGUAUCCCGAUGGACAUUCCUAUCGAUCCAACAAAGGACGAGGAAAGACUGCUAAGUUUUGGAGGCUUGCAGAUUAUCGGACAAUACUGGGAUGAUGCGCGACUCCUUUCUGUGGCUGAUGCAUUAUCCCCUCAUAUUUCGCAGCAGACAUUUUCAGAUAUAUAGUCCUUAUGAAAUGGUCUUCAGCGGCUAGAACUGGGAAGCCCGUGCUAAGAAGGCAUGUAGUUAGAGGGAAUGUGGGAUGAAUACCCUCAGCCAUAAGCAGAAUAUUAUUUUGACUCUUACCAUGCC
Molecule: messenger RNA, 2019 nt
Organism: Hypoxylon fragiforme
Lineage: Eukaryota; Fungi; Ascomycota; Sordariomycetes; Xylariales; Hypoxylaceae
Product: amidase signature enzyme
Exons: 1
Coding region: 328-1893 (521 amino acids)
Biological process (GO): mitochondrial translation; glutaminyl-tRNAGln biosynthesis via transamidation
Cellular component (GO): mitochondrion; glutamyl-tRNA(Gln) amidotransferase complex
Molecular function (GO): glutaminyl-tRNA synthase (glutamine-hydrolyzing) activity
Source: RefSeq, a predicted model, not a curated record